AUGGAUGAACUCAAGGAACUUGGACAACAACUCUUGCUCGAAGCCGAGACUGGACUGUUGUCGAGCGCGCCGAAUGCGCCGGCCAACGGAUGGCACGAUCCCGAGUUCGAACUGCCGUACUCGCGGAAAACAUGGAGCGAUAUCGAGUUUCUUCUAACGCGUCGAUGGUUCCGCAACAUUUCGGUGGUGCGGGACUAUCCUGCUCAGACCCGCGUUGAGUAUGGGAACAAGAAUAUGCCCCUGCAUCUCUUGAUUAACGCCAUCUACUGCUUAUACUCAAAAAAACGAGACUUGUCUGAUCUACAAAAGGAGCUAGAGCAAGCUAUAGGAGCAGUAGUUCGUCUGCCAGUGCUGUCCUAUCCCAGGCUACUUCACCGCGCAUCUACGUUCAAGCGGUGUACGGACCCUAGGGACAAGAUCUACGGCACAGUUAGCGUCGCCCCUCGGAAACUCGCAGCCAGCAUAAGCUUAGAUUAUGACGACUCGAAUACGGAAGGCAAUGUAUAUGCCAGUGCAAUGCUCGCGCAUGCUAAGAUCACCCAGCGUUUCGAACUCUUCCACAAUUGCUUCUUUGCGGAAGACAUCAUGUCUGAUGAUCCGUCGUGGGUUCCAAACUUCUGGUCCGAGAUGCCCGGCGAAACGUACAUUCCUGCUCAAUUUGCAGCCUUUAGCUCGCGGGCUCAUUUCACGGUGAUCAAUAGAGAGAAGACCCCGCCGAACGUUAACCCGAAAUCGGAUAUCCUUCGAGUACUUGGACUGCGGUUUGCGGAAGUAAGCCGAAUAAGCACUCCUUUGCCAGCCUGGACCUAUAGAUGGGGCGCGAUCCGUCGCGUCAGGGAGUGGCAGCCUGACGAUAUAGACAGGGUCUACAGUCCUACGAACGAGCCGAUGAGAAAGGCGUAUGCCCUCACGCUCAACUGCAACAUCACAAAAGAGCGUGAACCGGACUGGAUGCUCACCUCGACGACUGCUUGGGUUGAUCAGGAUUUCGGUGAGCAAGCACUCUUUGGCCGCUACUCAGCAACGUCGUCGACGUCCGAGAUCAGGAGCGAUGUCUCGGACGCAGUUCAAUGCUGUGGUGAUCGUCUUUUCUUCCGCACCAACGAAGGUUAUAUUGGCCUUGGACCAUCCAAUACUCAAGCCGGCGAUAUCAUCGCAGUAUCCCUCGGUUGCUCUACACCCCUAGCUUUGCGACCGAGCUCCCGCGGCCCUGAUCACUACACUGUUAUUGGCGAAUGCUUCAUUUACGGAAUACAAGAUGGCAAUUUACUUCUCGGCCCAUUACCUCAGCCAUGGACGGGCAUAGCAGCCUGGGCUGCAGGCGAUCGUCGUAUCCUGAGCUUCUUGAACACUGAGACUCAAGGAGUCAGCGCCGAAGACCUGAGGUUAUGUGAUGAUGAUCUUGACGGGUGGGAGAGAACAACCAAGUUGUUAGAUGGCGAUGAUCUGAUAAACUAUGACUUCUUUCGGAACAAGGAAACGGGUGAGCUCAUCAACUAUGACCCGCGGCUUGAACCGGAGAAGCUGGAGAAGAAGGGUGUGAAGCUGGAGUGGUUUUCGUUGGUAUGA
Messenger RNA from Alternaria metachromatica, 1569 nucleotides. RefSeq lists its product as uncharacterized. The record is from RefSeq and is a predicted model, not a curated record. The transcript has a single exon. Bases 1 to 1569 code for a protein of 522 amino acids. Lineage: Eukaryota; Fungi; Ascomycota; Dothideomycetes; Pleosporales; Pleosporaceae.